AAACGAAACAGAGUUCUACCUUGUUAAUAACGAAGACAGCUUUUGCUUAGGUGUAUCGAGCCCAAAAGAUAAAAAAGAAACGGAAAAGAAAAGAAGACGGUCAAAAUUGAAUCCUGAAAACUUCGACGAAGCGCAACGACCCAUUUGGAAAUUACAAUGUUGCAGUCACAGGCAUUCUCAGCUGCCCAAACCGCACGCGCUCCAAUACCCGCCUCACGGAUCCAUCCCACGUGGCUCAAUCUCCACCGUCCAUCAACAGCAGCUUUCACUUUCCCGGCGACUCGGCCUGUCGUACCGACAAAUCUCCGGCUAUUCCCAAAUGUUAGGAGAUGCUAUGCAUCGCUAUCGCCAUUGGACAUCAAAGCUGGCAAAGGAAUGAGUGAGUUUCAUGAACUUGAGCUUAAAGUACGCGAUUACGAGCUUGAUCAAUAUGGUGUGGUGAACAAUGCUGUUUAUGCAAGUUAUUGCCAACACGGCCGUCAUGAACUUCUUGAAAGACUUGGUAUCAAUUGCGACGCUGUUGCUCGGACUGGUGAUGCAUUAGCAUUGUCAGAAUUGUCAAUCAAAUUCCUUGCACCUCUAAGAAGUGGAGACAAGUUCGUUGUGAAGGUAAGAAUCUCUGGCUCCUCGGCUGCUCGCUUAUACUUUGAGCAUUUAAUCUUCAAGCUGCCAAAUCAAGAGCCUAUUUUGGAAGCAAAGGCCACAGCAGUUUGGCUUGAUAAAAACUACCGUCCUGUUCGGAUACCACCUGAGAUGAGAUCUAAACUUGUUCAAUUUCUCCGUCACGAGGAGUCUAGUUGAGUUUAUGCAAACAUGAACUUUGGCAGAAGUUUUCUUUGCCAGCCAGCAGCCCCUACAAUUAGAUUUCUACUAUCCAUAGGAAAAGAAGAUAGGAGGGACAGUAUUCCAGAAACAUAAGGACAUUACAAAGAAAUUCACCAUUGUUAUUGUUAAAUUAGGGUUAAUCCUAAGGACAUUACAAAGAAAUUUACCAUUGUUAUUGUUAAAUUAGGGUUUAUUCUAUUUUUAGUGCCCUAAAUUAUAGGACAAAUCCCAUGCUGUAGCUGCUUACUCCAUUUUUUUCCCCCUCUCCUGCCAACAGAUGUUUUGCAUAUCAGAUUCAGUUAUUUGCCAUAAAACUAUAAUAGAAUCAAGCAUUUUUAAUUAGCAGACUCCCCAAAGUUAGUUUUUAGGUUUUCUUUUCUUCCUUUGAACUUCUCUAGACCUCAAGAUGGAGCCAGGUGUGAAUUUACUGCCUGCAAUCACACUUACACCAAACUCCGAAGUUACGACAUCGUUAGAAUCAGUGAUUUUUUGUUUUCUUUUGUUUCCGACAUGUAAUUAGAUCAAUAUAGAGAUAAUAUUUACACGGGAUUCCAAUCGAAAAUGGCUUGUGGUUGUUCUCCAAGAACUCAAGCAUCGAUGGCCAAUCUCGUAGCUGGACAUGCUUCCUUUUAAGGAUUUUCCUUCCAAUA
Molecule: messenger RNA, 1475 nt
Organism: Morus notabilis
Lineage: Eukaryota; Viridiplantae; Streptophyta; Magnoliopsida; Rosales; Moraceae
Product: acyl-acyl carrier protein thioesterase ATL3, chloroplastic
Exons: 5
Coding region: 157-801 (214 amino acids)
Cellular component (GO): chloroplast
Molecular function (GO): fatty acyl-[ACP] hydrolase activity
Source: RefSeq, a predicted model, not a curated record